AUGACAAAAAAGUUGACAGAGGAGGAAAAGCAGCGACGCAAGCCCACAACCCGGGCUUGUGUAUUUUGUCAUUCCAAACACCUCCAAUGUGAUUCUAUCCGUCCGUGCACGAAUUGCACCAAGAGAGGCCACCAGGAAACGUGCACAGACAUUGUGCGCAGAAAAAACAAAUACUUGGCCGUGGAAGGGGAGAAGCCCAAGAAAGUCACUAAACCCAAAACAAAGAAACCCAAGGUGGACUUUGUAGAUCCCGUUUCCAACACCACCACGCCUUCUGUGGUGAACUCCCCCCAGACAAACGAGGGGCUGCCGAUGGCUGCUAUCAUUGGGGGUGCCAUGGGCAAGUUCUCGUAUGUGGGAGUGAGCCCCAGCCAGAUCUCUGACCUACCAGCCGGGAAUACAAAUAUGAAUGCAGACCCGAUGUUUAGUACAAGUCCGAUGGUAGACUCUAGUGCAAUCGGCAAUACAGGCCCCUUAGUUGAUGCUACGAUGAACGUGGAUGAAAAUCACAGCACAAAUGGCCACACACGCCUGGCACCGAAUGGGCCAGAUACCUCUCCCAGACUAUCAUUCCUGGCACGCUCCAUGAAACCCACGCUCCUGGGCCUCCCCUCUUCGAUGAAGAACAGUCCCCAGGCGAGCCCGGGACAGAUGUUUGCUCACCUCAACCCGGCGCUGACCGCGUCCACGCCGCACUCCGACUCCCAGUACUCCAACUUGCCCUUCGACUCGAUCUUCACUAACCAGGAGUACGCACAGCUCACAGACCUCAUCCUCAAAACGCGUCCGUCGUCGCCCUCUUCCUCGGAAACUGACGUGCUCCAGCCGUACGUGAGCAACAUCGAUAACACCACCUUCCCACCCAAGCCGCGCAAGGCCAUGUUUGAGCUAGGCGGCAGCCCCGUGUCGCUGUCCAACCGCAGAACAUUCAUCUCUCUUGCGGAUAUUGAGACAAUCCUGCCCGAUGACCAGGAAGAAGAAGAAGACCCCAGUGUGCGUUUGUUGCAUUCGCUCGCACCUCCCCACGAAGAAGGCAUGAGAAAAAACAAGCUGAGCAUCAACAUAUCCGGGAGCACGGUGAGCACGGCCUACCACGAAAACAAACCCCUGCUGCUCCCGUGGAAGUUGGAGUCCAAGUACGUUCCACCGGAUGUGUACCGUCAAAUCGUCAAAACGCCCCAGGACUUGUACCGUCUCCAGACGUCACCGUUUGAGUAUCCGGCUUCGUAUCAUGCGUUGACGUCUUACUUGAAGCGCCGCUUCCUCAAUGAGUACUACGCCAGAGGGGAAAUCGAGCUGGGGAAACAGAAGCUCAUCAUGAUCAUCCGCAACAUCGCCACGUAUAGGCCCACGUUCAUCUCCACCUACAAGAACCUCAUCCUUGACGACUUUAUCUACCAGGAGAUGUCGCUUCAGCGGUCGCUUCUUGAUUACGAGUCCUUCUCCAGGCUCCUUGGCUUGCCCACGUUGUAUUGGCGGCGUACAGGCGAGUUGUGCGGGAUGUCACUGGAGUUCUCGUCGUUGACGGGCUGGUUCAUGCGCAACUUGUACAAGAACGAGGACGGCACCAGUUCGCGCACACGCCGCUUCAUCUUCGAGAUGAUGGAUGACGACUCCAUCGUAAACUACUUUGAGCUCUUCAAGGGCGUCGCGGUGGGCAAUUUGAGCACCCAGAUCAAGACCCAGUGCUGUAUCUUGAAGGCCCCGGGCUUCCAAAUCGGUGGCGCUAACAAUAAGUACAAUCAGUCGAACCUUAGGUUAAACGAGGAGGACCAUGAAUCGCGCAAAAUCAUGUGCCAGUCGGUGUGGACCAUCAAGCGCGACUUAUUUGACUUGCCGAUGUUGAUGGUGGGAGUCUUCUUGCCGAUCUUGCCCGGAAGUAAGAAUGAAAUCAAGAAGAGUACGUCCUGGCUGCGGUUCAAAUGA
Babjeviella inositovora NRRL Y-12698 is the source of this 1926-nucleotide messenger RNA. It is a transcript of the gene ZCF23, whose product is annotated as Zcf23p. The record is from RefSeq and is a predicted model, not a curated record. NCBI's taxonomy places the organism in Eukaryota, Fungi, Ascomycota, Pichiomycetes, Serinales. The coding region runs from base 1 to 1926 and encodes 641 amino acids. Gene Ontology annotation, biological process: regulation of DNA-templated transcription; cellular response to starvation. Gene Ontology annotation, molecular function: DNA-binding transcription factor activity, RNA polymerase II-specific; zinc ion binding; RNA polymerase II transcription regulatory region sequence-specific DNA binding. Gene Ontology annotation, cellular component: nucleus. The transcript is spliced from 2 exons.